Molecule: messenger RNA, 3818 nt
Organism: Calliphora vicina (urban bluebottle blowfly)
Lineage: Eukaryota; Metazoa; Arthropoda; Insecta; Diptera; Calliphoridae
Gene: dve
Product: SATB1_N and homeodomain domain-containing protein dve
Exons: 6
Coding region: 68-3433 (1121 amino acids)
Biological process (GO): chromatin remodeling; regulation of transcription by RNA polymerase II
Molecular function (GO): DNA-binding transcription factor activity, RNA polymerase II-specific; RNA polymerase II cis-regulatory region sequence-specific DNA binding
Source: RefSeq, a predicted model, not a curated record
AAGAAAAUAAUUGAAAAGUAAACUAGUGUUGAAGUGUUUAAGUGAUUGACAGUGUAUUCAAAUCGUCAUGGAUUUUCAAAGUGCUAUGGAGACAUUCGCCGAAGCUUGGGUUGCCGCCAAUGCCGGACAACAGAGUCAAGCUUUAGCUUUAACACGUGUAGCUAAUGCAGCUGCUGCGGCUGCCGCAGCAAAUGCCAAAUCACCUACAGCCGAUAAUAUGCACCCAGAUGUGGUGGUUAAAAGAGAACAUUCUCUAACACCACCACCGCCACCAGCACUACCAUCAUUACCACCGCCUUCCACUACCACCAACAAUGCCACCUCAUCCUCUACACGUCAUUCACCCACUAGCAACACAACUACAAAUGCACAAAAUUCAACAAAUACCAAUACAAAUCCGGAUGAAUGCCAAAGUAUAGCAACAUUGCAGCACAAUCGUAGACCUUCCUUACAGGGUGUACAAGAUAAAUUGGCACAAUUGCAACAAUUACAGCAGCAACAUCAACAUCAUCAUCAACAACAACAACAACAGCAGCAGCUGCAGCAAACAAAUGAUGAACAACUACAACGUAGUCCUAGAUUUUCAUCAAGUAAUCUAUCAGCAACACUCAAUACCACACCAUCGCCACGGCAUGAGUUGGUGCAUACACCUACCCACAACCUAACAGCCAAUGCCAAUCCAACAACGUCUAGUCAAAAUAGCUCAACACCAAAGUUAACAACUGAUAGAGAUGACCACCAUCAUUCACAUCCUCAUCAGUUACAACAACAGCAGCAUCAGCAACAACUACAACAACAGCAACGUUCUACAGACACCCAUACGCCCCGAGUACUGGGCAGUAUAACUUGUUUACCUCCAUCGGCUUUAAAUGCGGUAGCAGCUGCGGCUGCAGCUCAACAACAGCAGCAGCAGCAACAACAACAGCAUCAACAGCAACAACUUCAGCCCACAGAUAAAUUACUUGCCUCACCAGCUGCCUCGGCAAUGGAGCAACGCAAAGAUUUUGAUGUUACAAAAGUUAAUUCAAAAUCCUUACCAUUGCAUUGUGUGGUGGAAUCUGUUCACUCGCUGCAAGCCUCCCUAACCAUAGACCAACGUAGUCCCUGGAAACGAAGACCAAAUGUUGAAACGGAUAGUUAUGUGAUUAUAGCAGCUGCUACACCCUGGUCAGAAAUAGUACAAACUGCUUUACAAAGAUUGGGUUAUUCCCAGGAAACGUCAUCGACAGCAAGAGGUUCUCUCAUCAUCAAAAACUGGAAACCCAUACCGCUAGAAAACAUAUCCGAUAAUCCUGUCGUUCCCGUAUGUGAUAUUAUAGGAGAACUAACAUCUGUUGUCACAUUACGUAUUGUUAUAUUGCGCUGUAAACCUUCACCGUUUGGUGAAAUAAAAGAUAAACUUUUAAAGUUGCUCGUACUGCAGUCACAUGCUGUUCUCAGAUCUACUGGUUGCCCUUUAGAUGAGGUAACCCUCUCACAAAUCUGUCGCAGCUCCUAUCAAAAUCCAUUCGCCUUCCCCGGCGGUGAUAUACCCGAAGAUUUACGUCGCAAAUUCGAUCAAUGGUGGUCGAAUCAAUUAACACCACAAAGCAACAUGGGUCCCAAACUCUUGCCCUUCAUGAAUGCUCCUCCCACGGGCGUCAGCAACGAGAUGGAACACAAUAUGGGUACAGCAGCUUUGGCGGCGGCUGCAGCAGCAGCUGCUGCGGCACAAGCAGGUCUACAUGCCGCCACCACAGUUGGCUCAAAUGUGGCGAGCAGUAUUAGUGCCAGUCGCGAAUCAUUAUUAUUAAAUGACUCUAGUAGUCAUCAUGCCGGUGCAGUUAUACCAGGAACCGCAGGUGGUCAUCAUGCCAGUAUGAUGGUGCAUCCGGCCAUGCAUGCUAGCAUGCAUCAUCAUGCCAAUUUGGCGGCUCACACACAGUUCUCCAAUCAAAAGACACGCAUGCGUACAAGUUUUGAUCCGGAAAUGGAAUUGCCACGUUUACAGAAAUGGUUUCAGGAAAAUCCCCAUCCCUCUAGACAGCAAAUACAAGCCUAUGUGGUGCAACUAAAUGCUUUAGAAUCACGUCGUGGCAGAAAACCCUUAGAUGUUAACAAUGUUGUGUAUUGGUUUAAAAAUGCUAGGGCAGCCCAAAAACGAGCAGAGAUGCGAGGUGGAUUUGGUGCCAUGCAUGUGGCCAUGAAUGGUUAUAUGGGUCAGCAUAAUCAAUUGGGCCAGACUUCUGGCGGCAGCAGUACUGGCAGCAUGAGCAGUCAACAGCAAAUGAUGGGUUCUAGCAUGGGUAAUCUAUCGCUAUCGAAUGAUUUCAUGAAGAGCCCCUUAAGCUUAAAAUCAGAAGAUAUUGAUAAUAUGUCUCAGCAUUCAGAUGAUAUGGAUGAGGACAACUCACGACCCAAUUCGCCACAAUUACCUUUAUCUCUAACCAUACACGAAAGACAUCAAACUCCACCCGAUUUGGAUACUAAAGAGUUGAAUACAGAAAUGCUUAACAAAAGCUCUCUAAUAGAUGACAAUAGUUCGGAUGAAAAAUCUGGUUUAUUAAAUGAAUCCCAAAAUGAACGUGCCUUAUCGCGUAGUUUUGAGGAUAGAGACAAAUUUACCAACGAUAAAAACAAAAGCAAUGAUGAGGUGGACAACACCGAAAAUGCCGCCAAUGAAGAGGCUCCACGGUCGCAGCAGGAAAAUGAGACCAAUAACAAUUCUUCCAAUUCACUGAAUAACAAUCAAUCGGGCCAUGAUCUAACGCACUCACAGUCACGUCCCUCUUCGCCCAAAAAUGCCUCUUCCAAAGAAGACGAUGAAGAUCUCGAUAUGGAUGACGAUGAUGAUGAGAACGACACCAGUCAUCUAGAGGAUUUCCGUUCACCCUCACCGGACAUGAGUAAUGCCAUGGUGGCAGCUCAACGUAAAGACUUACCUUUUCCCAUGGUGCCAAACAGUAUGUUCCAACAGUCGUUUAUGUAUAUGAGUCAUUAUAUGCCAGGUUUUGGUCAGGCUGCUGCCGCUGCUGCUCAUCCACAUGCAGCGGCUGCUGCUCAUCAUGCUGCCGCAGCUGCUGCGGCCGCUGGCAUGCAACCGAAUGCCUUGAUGGGCGGCGGGGGCUUGAAUUUAUCCAGUAUUUCGAAUGAGGAGAGACGCAAAAGAAAUCGCACAUUCAUAGAUCCAGUCACUGAGGUGCCAAAGUUGGAGCAAUGGUUUGCCAUGAAUACACAUCCUUCGCAUAGUUUGAUUUUGAAGUAUACCGAAGAUUUGAAUACGAUGCCCUAUAGACAAAAGUUUCCCCGCUUGGAAAGCAAAAACGUACAAUUCUGGUUUAAGAAUCGUCGGGCCAAAUGUAAACGCCUUAAAAUGUCGCUGUACGAUACCAAUCAAUGUUCCCAACUAACCGGACUCAAUUCUUUUGUACAUAAAUAUGAUGAGCGUGAUUAAGUUUUCACAAAAACACAUUUACAAGGCAAUAUUGUUGAUACAAUUUAAAUAGUUUUUAUUUUUUUUUUGCAAAAUUAAAAAAAAAAGAAAAACACACUAACAAAAUCAUAUCAGAAAAUUUUAUUUUUAUUAUUGUAUUAUGAAAUAUAUAUCCAUACAUACAUAUGUAUUUAUAAUAAAUUUUUAUUCUUUUGUCUUUUUAAAUUUAAAACAACAAAACAACAAAAAAUCCAGCCAAUUUUAUAGUAUUUAGUAUUAAAUUAAUUGUAAUACUGUAAUUACAACUUGUUAAAUACCAUAUAAAACAAGUUUUAAUUUUUAAUCGUAAUAUACAACAAAAACACACACACAUAUGACAAAUAAUUAAAAAAAAAUGUUUAUAAAA